AUGUCUACUUCUAUUAUUGCACUCUUAGCCGCGCAAAGACUUAAUGGCGAAAAUUACAAACAAUGGAAGUCAAACCUAAACACUAUUCUCGUGAUAGAUGAUCUUAAGUUCGUCUUGCAAGAGGAUUGUCCUCAAGCUUCUGCGCCUAACGCCACUGUGGCAGUGCGCAUCGCCUAUGACAGGUGGAUCAAGGCCAAUGACAAGGCCAAGGUCUACAUCUUGGCGAGCAUAUCUGAUGUGCUUGCCAAGAAGCACGAGGACACGAUCACCGCUAAGGAGAUCAUGGACUCGUUGCAGAGCAUGUUUGGACAACCGUCCUCACAGGCUCGACAUGAAGCCCUUAAGUUCAUUUACAACUCCCGUAUGAAGGAGGGUUCAUCAGUGCGAGAACACGUUCUCAACCUGAUGGUCCACUUCAACGUGGCUGAGUCAAACGGGGCCGUCAUAGACGAGCAGUAG
Molecule: messenger RNA, 459 nt
Organism: Momordica charantia (bitter melon)
Lineage: Eukaryota; Viridiplantae; Streptophyta; Magnoliopsida; Cucurbitales; Cucurbitaceae
Source: RefSeq, a predicted model, not a curated record